Messenger RNA from Synchiropus splendidus (mandarinfish), 2976 nucleotides. It is a transcript of the gene gjc2, whose product is annotated as gap junction protein gamma 2. Gene Ontology annotation, biological process: cell communication. Gene Ontology annotation, cellular component: connexin complex. The transcript is spliced from 2 exons. The record is from RefSeq and is a predicted model, not a curated record. NCBI's taxonomy places the organism in Eukaryota, Metazoa, Chordata, Actinopteri, Syngnathiformes, Callionymidae. Bases 964 to 2217 code for a protein of 417 amino acids.
AUCUGAGGGGUUACUUCAGGUCACAUCAGGGGCCCACACCAAAACAGAUCACUGUCCCCGGAGCCCAGUGCAAUGACUCUCAAUAGCCUCUCUGUGGACCGGUUCCAAGAGUCAGUGGCAUGAGGAUGUUUCUGGAGCUGACGUUCAGGGCUCCCAGCCUGAGUCUCCUCACUGGCUCAGUUUGCCUGCUUCCCUGGGUUAUUGACAUUUGGUGCGUGGAGCACUGGGAAUAUCUUGUCUCCGCUCACCUACCCGCUGCACAUACGCCGGCGGCUACAAACACCGGCUCACCCGCCUUGGCAGAUGCCAGCCGUGCUCCGCUACAAACAAACUUAACCAAGGUUCAAGCCAGACUUCUGGAGGAAUCAAAAAACUCUCCAGGAACCCUCACAAGAUGGCCUCUGCUCUGAGAGUCUCACAGACACCUCCAUCCUCUUCCCUUCUCAAGGGCAGCCUCAACCCCCUUUCACCACGGUGUCCCAAGCUAAAGACAGGAACCCGGGGCGCCAGCUGGAUUACCACCUUCGUCUUUUGGCUGAGCUCCUUUGGCGCCCUCAUGAGUGUCGAUCUCAGCCACCACCCCUCGUGAACCAGACCCUGAAGAGUAACAUCAGGAACAUCCCACCCUUUGAAGCUCUUGUGAGCCAGCACACGAUGAGCUCCCUGUUUCUGUCCGAGUCCGAGCGUCUCAGAGACUCAGGACAUCCCAUACCCGACAUGAGAACGCGGCCGGGGAACAAUGGCGUCUUUGGUGGGAUGCUGCUCUCCUGGCCGACCCGCCUGUACUUGGUGGAGAGGGGUUUUGAAGAGAAGUGGCCCAUUGUUAGUCUCAUCCUGCUUCCGGAGCCGAGCGUGGCAUGAUGCUCGCGGACAGCUACCUUCGACCUUUAACAAAGGCACCGGCUCACAUCUGCUUCAUCUACAUGGACAGGUUCUAGCUGAAGAGCUUGCAGCAGCAGCACCAUGAGCUGGAGCUUUCUCACUCGCCUCCUGGAAGAAAUCCACCACCACUCCACCUUUGUGGGGAAGGUGUGGCUGACGGUGCUCAUCAUCUUCCGCAUCGUGCUGACGGCGGUGGGAGGCGAGUCCAUCUACUCGGACGAGCAGACCAAGUUCACCUGCAACACCAAGCAGCCCGGCUGCGACAACGUGUGCUACGAUGCGUUCGCGCCGCUCUCCCACGUGCGCUUCUGGGUCUUCCAGAUCAUCAUGAUCUCCACCCCCUCCAUCAUGUACAUGGGCUACGCCAUUCACAAGAUCGCUCGGACGUCGGAGGAGGAGCGGAGGAAGCAGGCCAGGCUCCAGAAAAAGCUCCCGGCUCACAGCAGGUGGCGGGAGAGCCACCAUCUGGAGGACGUUUUACGGGUGGAGGAAGACGAUGACGCCGAGCCAAUGAUAUACGAGGAUGCUCUGGUGGUGCAGGAAGUCAAGCCUGAAGCGGUGAGCCACGCCGCCAGACACGCUGGGAAGCACGACGGUCGCCGGAGAAUCAUGGAGGAAGGACUCAUGAGGAUCUACGUUCUCCAGCUCCUGUCUCGAGCGGUCUUCGAAAUAGCCUUCCUGGCGGGCCAGUAUCUGCUGUACGGCUUCCGAGUCAGUCCUUCCUUCGUGUGCAGCAGGGUCCCGUGUCCUCACCGCGUGGACUGCUUCAUCUCCAGGCCCACCGAGAAAACAAUCUUCCUCCUGAUCAUGUACGUGGUCAGCUGUCUCUGCCUCGUGCUCAACGUGUGCGAGAUGCUUCACCUGGGAAUCGGCACCUUCCGAGACAUUCUGCGGCAAAAGAGGACCCGCGGCCAUCGCACCUACAGGUAUCCCUUCUCGCGGAACAUUCCCGCCUCCCCGCCGGGAUACAACCUGGUGAUAAAGACGGACAAACCGGGCAGAAUCCCCAACAGCCUCAUCACACACGAGCAGAACAUGGCCAACGACGCCCAGGAGCAGCAGUGCACCAGUCCGGACGAGAACAUCCCGUCGGAGCUGGCCAGUCUCCACCGUCAUCUCCGCGUGGCCCAGGAGCAGCUGGACAUGGCGUUCCAAACCUACCAGAGCAAGAACAACCAGCAGACGUCCAGGACCAGCAGCCCGGUGUCCGGCGGCACCAUGGCGGAGCAAAACCGAGUCAACUCGGUCCAGGAGAAACAAGGCGCCAGGCCCAAGUCCGCCACGGAGAAGACGGCCACCAUAGUGAAAAAUGGGAAAACCUCUGUGUGGAUCUAGAUGCUAGCCAGCGGAUUAGCAGUCAGACGCUAGUACCUCAAGACUCUGAUGCUAGGUGAGCACCCGCCGUGGACCUUUGCAAUCACACUGUCCGUAGUGAACCUACUGAAACUAGAUCAAGGAAACAGAAUCAAGUAUUCAAGUGUCAUGUUGUGUCGCUUCUUUUACACGUGCCAGUCUCUAAUCUCAGCUACUGACAAAGUGCAGACCAGGAGGUGAGAGACUCAGCUGCUUGUCAGGGGAAGGGCGAGCGCCAGCGUGAGCGGCAACACGCGGAGGCCAAACAAACAGACAUUUGGUCCUGCCUUUACUUUGGUCAAACAAGUGCCUCAGCCUGCAGAGACUGUUCUAAUGUUGAAUUAAUUAAAACUAAAUGCAACCUCCGAGGCUCCGCUCUUCCAUCGCACAACACACCGGCCGUCUGCACCCUGCAGGGCUCGCUGCGGGAUUUUACCUCUGACAAACACAAACACAUGUUGCUCAGUGUUUGAAGAGUCAUCAACCAACACAAAGUGACUCCUCAAAACAAAAGCCUCCGGUCAGUUCGGAGAUCAAACAGGCGCCUCUGGGGCUCCUGUGUCAAGCGGCGCUCCCUCUGGUGAGUGGAUCUGGACGUCCUCCGUGAUGGAGAAGGUGAGGUGGCGACGCUCCUGCUCGGCCCCCAGCAGCUCCAGACGAGGACCACAUGCAUUCAGUGAUGUCAUAUUCACACUGACCUUGGCCUCCAUGUCUCAGCGCUACUGCGUCUGUUCUGACAAA